This is a messenger RNA of Heterobilharzia americana, 1513 nucleotides long. Lineage: Eukaryota; Metazoa; Platyhelminthes; Trematoda; Strigeidida; Schistosomatidae. The record is from the annotation of a GenBank genome assembly.
GUUUUAUUUUUAAUAAACUUUAUUGAAUAAGAUUUAUUUGACAUUUUUAUACGGUUAUCAAUUAUCAAGGUAAUCUCAAUAUACCUAACGAAGAAGAAUAAAAUUAUGAUGUUUUCAGUGGAAAUUAUAAAUUCUCAAGAAUAACAUUAUUAUAUCAAAAUGAAGAACUACUAAUUUUAACUGUUCACUUUAAACAAAUAAAUAAAUAACCAAAUCAGCUAGCUAGAUGCAACUGUUCUAUAUAUUUAAAGCGAGAUUUAUAAAAGCUAACAGAACACAUUUUUUGUGGAUUGUAUUGCUUAUUUUUAGCAAAUUUAUAACUUUAUCCUAUAUUGAAUGUAAUGCAUUUCAAACACAUUCAGUUUACUGGGAUCCAGAUAAUAUUAUAUUUCAAACAAAACCUGUACCACUACUUCGAGUAAAACCAAAGGAUGAAAUCAUUUUUAUCUGUGCACAAGAAUCGCUGUAUAUAUUAUGGACUUAUGAAUAUCAAGUAUUUGAAUCAUGUUCAAUGUGGUUAAAUGAUAACUUAAUGGUCAAUCUCUUAUUGAGGUGUCCAGAUAAAUCAACUCGAAAGUUACAAAUGCGUGAUAGCUCAAAUAUUUCAAAGGAUAAAUCAACCAAUCUUAAAAAUCAAAAGAUAAUGAAAUCAUAUUCACAAAAUCCUUUUAUUAGAAAUCAGUCCACUUUCACUGUAAGUAAUUCAGUUAACAAAAAGUACAAUUCCACAGACUUCACAGUGAAUUUAAAUAGGUCCAGAAAAAUGAUGCAUAAACGAUCGCCACAGUCAGCAGUUCCACACUUUCAACUAAACGAUCGUAAAAAGCAUCCUUCCCAAUUUACUUUAUUGGUAGAGGAAUUCGCUUGGGCCAACGGAAAUCCAAGUUUCCCCAUUAAUCGUCCAGUUUAUUUUCUCGCUCAGCCUAGCAUAUGCCACUCAAGAAAUAUGAGACUUGGAAUUGUGAAUGGAGAUUUCACAGGGUUACUACCUGACCCAUAUGUGAAUCGAUUAUUUCAAGAAUCUUGGUUGACAAAUCAUUCUGAUCCUAUUGCAUUUGCAAAACAAAACUCAUCAUUAUCAGGAUACAUCGACUCAAAGUCAAAUCAAAAUAACAAUCAUCAAACCAUACCAAAGAACAUUUCACCAAAUGAACAACAAGAUCAGCAACAUUUGUGUAUUCACUCUAACUCGCCUUCUACUUCUGCCGCAUGCCCAAUCGUUUCAUCUAUUCUAAGUGUAAAUGGAUCCUUUAAAACGUUAUUACUGACUUUUAUUCUACUGAUUUCGAAUUUCAUCCUUCCCGUAAAUAAUCUAUGAUUUAAUGAAAUUAGAUGAGAUUCUUUAUGUGUUUCUUACUUUCUUCAUGAUUAUGACAACUCGCCAACGACGUCAUAACUUUCAUCAUCGUGAUUAAAUUUAUAAAGAAAAAAAAUUAGAAUCCCAUUUAAUGAAUAUGUAAUUUCAUAUAUUUGAUUUCCCUGAAUAGUUUAAAUAAAUAUAAAUAAAUAUGUG